AAAAAAAAUUUUUAAACACCAAACCGCUGGAAAAGAGAAGGCGCCCGGGACCGGCACUAAUCUCCGCGUGUCCGUCUGGCCGAGCCGUCUCCGUCCUUCUGUCUGUCCCUGGGACUGGUCAGUUUCCAUCUUGUGUCCUCCUGUCUGUCCUUGGACUAGUCAGUUUCCAUCUUGUGACCUCCUGCCUGUCCCUGGCCUGGUCAGUUAACAUCUCGUGUCUUUCUGUCCGUCCCUUGACUGGUCAGGUUCCAUCCCAUGUCCUUUAGUCUGUCCCUAGACUAGUCAGUUUCUAUCUUGUGUCCUUCUGUCUGUCCCUGAGUUGGUCACUUUCCAUCUUGUGGCCUUCUGCCUGUCCCUGGCCUGGUCAGUUUCCACCUCGUGUCUUUCUGCCUGUCCCUUGACUGGUCAGGUUCUAUCUCGUGUCCUUCUGCCUGUCCCUGGACUAGUCAGUUUCCAUCUUGUGUCCUUCUGUCUGUCCCUGAGCUGGUCAGUUUCCACCUCGUGUCCUGCCUGUCCCUGGCCUGGUCAGUUUCCACCUCGUGUCCUCCUGCCUGUCCCUGGGCUGGUCAGUUUCCACCUCGUGUCUUUCUGUCCGUCCCUUGACUGGUCAGGUUCCAUCUCGUGUCCUUCUGCCUGUCCCUGAGCUGGUCAGUUUCCACCUCGUGCCCUUCUGCCUAUCCCUGGCCUGGUCAGUUUCCACCUCGUGUUCUCCUGCCUGUCCCUGGCCUGGUCAGUUUCCACCUCGUGCCCUUCUGCCUAUCCCUGGCCUGGUCAGUUUCCACCUCGUGUCCUCCUGCCUGUCCCUGGCCUGGUCAGUUUCCACCUCGUGUCCUUCUGCCUGUCCCUGAGCUGGUCAGUUUCCACCUCGUGUCCUUCUGCCUGUCCCUGGCCUGGUCAGUUUCCACCUCGUGUCCUUCUGCCUGUCCCUGGGCUGGUCAGCUUCCAUCUCGUGUCCUUCUGUCUGUCCCUGAGCUAGUCAGUUUCUAUCUUGUGUCUUUCUGUUUGUCCCUGGCCUGGUCAGUUUCCACCUCGUGUCCUGCCUCUCCCUGGGCUGGUCGGCUUCCAUCUCGUGUCCUUCUGUCUGUUCCUGGACUAGUCAGUUUCCAUUUUGUGUCUUGUUUAUCCGUCCCUGGACUGCUUAGUUUCCACCUCGUGUCCUUCUGCCUGUCCCUGCUGGACAAGUCAGUUUCCAUCUUGUGUCUUGUUUAUCCGUCCCUGGACUGCUUAACUUCCACCUCGUAUCCUUCUGUCUGUCCCCGGACUGGUCAGCUUCCAUCUCGUGUCCUGUCUGUCCCUGGACUAGUCAGUUCCCAUUUCGUAUCUUGUCUGUUCGUCCCUGGACUGCUUAGCUUCCACCUCAUAUCCUUCUGCCUGUCCCUGGGCUGGUCACCUUCGAUCAAUCAAUCCACCUCGUGUCCUUCUGUCUGUCCCUGCAGUGGUCAGUUUCCAUCUCCUGUUCUUUUGUCUGACUGUCCCUGGACUGCUUAGCUUCCACCUCGUAUCCUUCUGUCUGUCCCCGGCCUGGUCAGCUUCCAUCUCGUGUCCUGUCUGUCCCUGGACUAGUCAGUUUCCAUCUCGUGUCUUGUCCCUGGACUGCUUAGCUUCCACCUCGUAUCCUUCUGCCUGUCCCUGGGCUGGUCAGCUUCCACCUUGUGUCCUUCUGUCUGUCCCUGGGCUGGUCAGUUUCCAUCUCGUGUCCUGUUUGUCCUUGGAUUGGUUACCUUCCAUCGAGUGUCUUUCUGUCAGCCUGUCCCUGGACUGGUUAGCUUCCAUCUCGUGUCCUUCUGUCUGCCCCUGGACUGGUCAUUUUCCAUCUCGUGGCCUUCUGUCCGUCCCUGGACUGGUCAGUUUCCAUCUCGUGGCCUUCUGUCUGUCCCUGAACUUUUUAGCUUCCACCUCGUGUCCUUCUGUCCGUCCCCAGUCUGGUCAACCCCAUCGCAUGACUGGCCCUUUGUCCCUGGCCUGAGCAAUCGCCACCUCCGACACCCCCCCCACCCCCACCCCGUCGUAAGAAUAUUUACUGUUUCUUUUACUCGUAUUAUUUAAACCCCCGAAAUCGAGAGUUAUAUUUAUAAGAGGAGAAAUAUUAUUUAAAGAGAAAGACGUUUAUAUUAAAAAGAAAAAGCCUUCUAUUUAAAGAACUUAUUUUGGGGGCCUUAGACUCCGGGUUGGGAGACUUUCAGGAUUAUAGGGGAAAAGUGCUGUGUAAAAAGGAAUACACGGAAAAACAGGUUUUAGCCAGAGAAGUUUGACCACCGUGAAACACCAAGGAAAAGGAAAGGGGAGGAUUCUGUUAUCUGGUGGCUUUUGAGAGCGUUUCUGUUUCUUUUUGGCACAUAGGGCAGCCUUUGCCCAUUGUGACCCACCAGAAAAAGCGUCACCCUCAUCCCUCCAAUAUUUUCCAUUCAUCGCCAAUCACCAUCCCCUUGCAGUGCAGGUUGCUCGCUUGCAUUUUGUCUUCCCUCACUACUCUGAUUCCCUAUCUGUCCUCUCCUCUUAGAUGUUCUUCUGUCUUCUCCAACCGGCUUCGGGUUAGAUUUUUGUAAGCAAAUCGCCACCUUUCCCGGUUUGGUUUCGAUUUUUUUUCCCCCCUUGCUCGUCUCCUUCAAAGACUGACUCCUGGCGGGGCUCGGGGUUUUGGGCGGUGGGGAGAUGAACACCACUGCCAGUAGCUAUCCUAUGGCGUCUCUGUACGUGGGUGACCUGCACCCCGAUGUCACAGAGGCCAUGCUCUAUGAGAAGUUCAGUCCUGCAGGGCCUGUCCUCUCCAUUCGAGUCUGCAGGGAUAUGAUAACCCGCCGUUCCCUGGGUUAUGCCUAUGUCAACUUUCAGCAGCCAGCUGAUGCUGAACGCGCCCUGGACACCAUGAACUUUGAUGUGAUUAAAGGCAAGCCCAUCCGCAUCAUGUGGUCGCAGCGGGAUCCUUCCUUGAGGAAAUCUGGGGUUGGCAAUGUCUUCAUCAAGAAUCUGGAUAAAUCCAUAGACAACAAAGCCCUCUAUGACACCUUCUCAGCGUUCGGGAACAUCUUGUCCUGCAAGGUGGUGUGUGAUGAGAAUGGCUCUAAGGGCUACGCGUUUGUGCACUUUGAGACCCAGGAUGCCGCCGACAGGGCCAUCGAGAAGAUGAACGGCAUGCUGCUCAACGACCGCAAAGUGUUCGUGGGUAGGUUCAAGUCCCGAAAAGAGAGGGAGGCCGAGUUGGGCGCCAAAGCCAAAGAAUUCACGAAUGUUUAUAUCAAAAAUUUUGGGGAUGACAUGGACGACGAAAGACUGAAGGAACUUUUUAGCAAAUAUGGUAAGACCCUGAGUGUAAAGGUGAUGACAGACCCCAGUGGGAAGUCCAAAGGCUUUGGCUUUGUGAGCUUUGAAAAACAUGAGGAUGCCAAUCAGGCAGUCGAAGACAUGAACGGGAAGGACAUCAACGGGAAAAUGGUAUUCGUCGGCCGGGCGCAGAAGAAAGUCGAACGCCAGGCCGAGCUCAAACGGAAAUUUGAACAGCUGAAGCAAGAGAGAAUCAGCCGCUACCAGGGAGUGAAUCUGUACAUUAAGAACCUGGAUGACACCAUUGACGAUGAAAAACUAAGGAAGGAAUUUUCUCCUUUCGGGUCCAUCACCAGUGCGAAGGUGAUGCUCGAGGAGGGACGGAGCAAAGGCUUUGGCUUCGUCUGUUUCUCCUCCCCCGAGGAGGCCACCAAGGCGGUGACGGAGAUGAACGGGCGGAUCGUGGGCUCCAAGCCCUUGUACGUGGCCCUAGCCCAGCGGAAGGAGGAGCGAAAGGCCCACUUGACUAAUCAGUACAUGCAGCGGAUCGCCGGAAUGCGGGCCCUCCCUGCCAAUACCAUCAUCAACCAGUUCCAGCCAGCCGCGGGGGGCUACUUCAUGCCCGCCGUUCCACAGGCUCAGAGCAGACCCACGUACUAUGCACCCAAUCAGAUGGCUCAGAUGAGACCCAACCCUCGCUGGCAACAAGCAGGGAGGCUGCAAGGCUUCCAAGGAAUGCCAAACGCCAUGCGCCAGUCUGGGCCUCGCCCAGCUCUGCGCCACCUGACCCCAGCGGGUAACACUCAGGCCUCUCGCGGCCUCCCGGCCGCUCCCCAGCGAGUUGGGGUUCCUCCUGCCACGCAGAACUUAGCUCCCCGCGCCCCCGUGGCGGCCACCGCUCCCCGGGCCGUCCCUCCUUACAAAUAUGCCUCAAGCGUUCGCAGCCCCCACCCUGCCAUUCAGCCUUUACAGGCCCCUCAGCCUGCUGUGCACGUGCAAGGACAGGAGCCUCUUACAGCUUCCAUGCUGGCAGCCGCUCCACCUCAGGAGCAGAAACAGAUGUUGGGAGAACGCUUGUUCCCACUGAUCCAAGCUAUGCACCCCAGCCUAGCGGGAAAGAUCACAGGGAUGUUGCUGGAGAUCGACAAUUCCGAGCUGUUGCACAUGCUGGAGUCGCCCGAGUCCCUCCGUUCGAAGGUGGAGGAAGCCGUGGCAGUGCUACAAGCUCACCAAGCCAAGAAGGAAGCAGCCCAGAAAGUGGGCGUGGUUGCUGCUACCUCUUAGAUGGGGAAGGCUGGACGUCAAGAAGCCGAAUACCCCCUUCGUAGAUAUUAGCUUAAAAUGUGUGGAGAUGUCUUCACUGUCCCGUAGAUCCGAAUGCCAAGAAAUAUAUCACCGAAGUUUUUUGCCGUUUUUGUAAACUUUUCUUUGAAAAGCCAUUUCAGAAAGUCAGUUUGUCGAAAAGGUCUGGGCUUUCAGGAUCCAAGUUUUUUUUUUUUUUUUUGUCUGUAGCCGGGGCAGUGCCGACACCUUCCUUUUUUCUAAACUGAAGGAACUUUUCUGACUGAAAGUAUUUUUGGGGAUUUCGGUUUUAUCAGGAGUUGGUUUUAUUUGGACUCUCCAGUUUGUGAAGUCUGGUAAAGUUUCUCAAUAAAGAAAUAAAAACCUUCA
This is a messenger RNA of Tachyglossus aculeatus (Australian echidna), 4932 nucleotides long. RefSeq names its product poly(A) binding protein cytoplasmic 4 (gene PABPC4). The transcript is spliced from 15 exons. Lineage: Eukaryota; Metazoa; Chordata; Mammalia; Monotremata; Tachyglossidae. Gene Ontology annotation, molecular function: RNA binding. Gene Ontology annotation, cellular component: ribonucleoprotein complex. The coding region runs from base 2653 to 4545 and encodes 630 amino acids. The record is from RefSeq and is a predicted model, not a curated record.